This is a messenger RNA of Paramormyrops kingsleyae, 2696 nucleotides long. It is a transcript of the gene ncoa5, whose product is annotated as nuclear receptor coactivator 5. Gene Ontology annotation, molecular function: RNA binding. NCBI's taxonomy places the organism in Eukaryota, Metazoa, Chordata, Actinopteri, Osteoglossiformes, Mormyridae. The record is from RefSeq and is a predicted model, not a curated record. Gene Ontology annotation, biological process: regulation of signal transduction. Gene Ontology annotation, cellular component: nucleoplasm.
CGAGAAUAAGGAAAAAUACCAAAGAAGUAGUAUUUUUAUUCGGGGGAGAGUGAAUGGGACUAAAAGCUGCGUAGAAGCAAUUAUACCAAUACACUUUACAAGAUACUGGAGUUUGGAGUUAUUACAGCGCAGAUACUGUCCCGGUGAAGGGCCUGGGACAGUACACACAAACACUGACAAACGUAAACAUACAAAACAGUUUAAACACAACGUAAAGAGAGGAAAAAACAAACCAGGCUUUAAGAUCGAGCCGAGUAUUUGCGCCAUGUCUCGGAGGAGGAGCCGCAGUGCAAGCCCCGCCCACCAUACCACCAACAGCAAUGACCCUCGCGACCUGGAAAGGAGGAUUUUUGUGGGGAAUUUGCCAACAACUCUCAUGGACAGGAAGGACUUGGAGGAUCUGUUCAGUCCAUAUGGGAAGAUAAAUGCCCUGUCCAUGUUCCGUGGGUAUGGAUUUGUGCAGUUUGAGCGAGCCGAGGAGGCGGAGGCAGCAAAGGCGGGACAAAACGGUCGCUUUUAUAGAGGGUAUAAACUAGAUAUUAAUAUGGCAGCGGAGCGACGACAGAGUAAAGCUCACUCCCGGCAGAGUCCUCCAAGAAGGCACCCGUAUGGUGGCUAUGGGGAGAGCCGGGAGCCUCGAGCCCGCACUCGCUCCCCUGUACAUGGCCGUGAUGUGCGUGACCACAGGGAGCCUGCCCGUGAGCCUGGCCGGGAGCCUGGCCGGGAGCCGCGGCUUGGGCACCCGCGAGAGCACGUGCCCCGAGACCCGGACUUCGACCGCUACCGUCCCUCCGAGGGCAGGGAGAAGGACCCCAGAGCCGAUCCAGGCUUUCGGGAUGAUGGUUAUGACCGAUACUACAGAAUGGACGAUUAUUAUCGCAAGAAAGAGGACCCCUACGGGGAGAGAUACAGGGACCCUUGGAACGGCAGGCGGGAGCACGAAGACGACCGGCCAAGGAUGGAGGAGCGGCGACGGAAUGAGCUCUACAGACAGUAUUACGAGGAGCUCCAGAGACGCUAUGACUCCGAGCGGCCCGUGGAUUGCUCGGUGAUCGUGGUGAACAAGCAGCAAAAGGAGUACGCGGAGACGGUGGGCCGGAAGGUGCGCGACCUGGGCAUGGUGGUGGACCUGAUCUUCCUGAACACGGAGGUAUCGCUGACACAGGCCCUGGAGGAUGUGGGCCGGGCACGCACACCCUUCGCCAUCAUCAUCACGCAGCAGCACCAGGUGCACCGUUCCUGUACUGUCAACAUCCUGUUCGGCACCCCGCAAGAGCAUCGCAACAUGCCUAUGCAGGACGCUAUGGUGCUUGUGGCACGCAAUUAUGACCUGUUCAAGGCCGAACACAAGGAUAAGGAGCGAGAAGAGAUCGCCCACAAGGCCGCCAAGAUGGCAGACGAUGUGCUGAUGCGGGAGCACGAGCGCGAGGGCCACCCCAUCUCCCUUCAGCCAGUCAUUACCCUGUUGUCGGAGAGCAGGUUUCUUACUUUGGAAGAGUUGGAUAGACUCAUUGACUAUCUGAGGGACAAGAGAGACCGUCUGGUGAGGAGCAGCGGUGAUCCACAUGCAGGGUCCCACCAACCUGCCACAGUCUCCGCACUGGAGCCGCCCCUUCCGCCGGUGCCGGCCCUUUCUAGCGGGCCUCACAGUGUCCAUGGUUCCCAUACGGCCCACCCUUCCCAUGCUGUCACCCCAGGCCAUACCCCUCAUUCUUCUCAUACAGUCCAUUCAGCUCAUACGGUCCACACGGUUCCCCCGACCCACCUGGUGUCACCCUCAGUCUCCAACCCUCCUCCACCAUCCAGCCAUCAGCAAGAGCUGCAGGCCAAGAUCCUUAGCUUGUUCAACAGCGGCUCCGGUGCCGCCGCCGCCAACGCCAGCGUGGCUUCCCAGUCUCAAGCGUACGGCAGCCCUGUCGUUAACCAAACCACCAGUCUUCCCCCCGCACUGGGGCCCUCCACCCUUCCUAAAAUACAGCAGCCCCCCAUUCAGAGCUCUGGCAUGAUGGGCACUCGACCGGCACUGCGUGUUACCCCCUCACAGUAUGGUCCCCCAAGCCGCAUGUCCACCCCGAUGAGGCCACCCACAGCGGGCACUGGGAUCAACUUUGACAACCCAAGUGUGCAGAAAGCCCUGGACACUCUGAUUCAAAGUGGACCUUCCAUCAACCACUUAGUAAAUGCAGGCAACGUCCAAACCCAAGGUAUCGGUCAACCGGCAACGCUGGCCCUGUACCCACGCCACUACUGAGCCUACUAAAGUACUCCUCCUUUAGUUUUUACAGAUAAUAGUUUGUAAAAUAGUCAGAUCUUUGAUAUGAAAGUGUGUUUGAAGUCCAAGCUGUUUUGGGGGAUGGGGGGGAGGGGGGAUUUGUUCCUGCAUUAAGAUGUCCCCUCCCCCCUUCUAAAUUUUGGUGUUGCGUUUUGUGUACCUUUUGGUCAUGUUUGUGUAGUCCAAUGCAGUUGUUAUAACUCACUUUAUUUCAUUUUACCAGUUGUGGUUGAUUUAAGGAAGUUGUUCCACAUUGCAUGCUUGAAUGUAGACUUUGUCCAUACUGCCUGGAAUUUGGAAGAUGCGGUUUUGAGAGUUGGACAUCGCCGGUACUGUAAAUUGUUUUAUACAGUCAUUUUGCUAUUGUGUAUAUAGACUCUUGGCUAUAUGUUGCUUAAAUAAACUAAUUCCAGGUUUCUCAUUA